AUGUCGGCGAGCAGCACGCCCGUAGACGCCUCGGGGGAGCCGAUCCCGACGUCGUCGGUGCUGAUGGCGGCGUCGAAGCACAUCGCGGUCCGGUGCCGCCCGGAGAACGUCGCGUUCCUCAACUGCAAGAAGAAGGACCCUAACCCCGAGAAGUGCCUCGAGAAGGGCCGUCAGGUCACACGCUGCGUCCUUAGCCUGGUUCGAUACGUUAGCGAAGCAAUUUGUGAGGUUACUGAUGAUGCAGUUGAACAGCUACCUGGCAUUGGUUAUGUGGUACUAGUGUGUACUCUUAGGUCACCCCUUAUCAGGUUAAUCAACAGCUGA
Messenger RNA from Miscanthus lutarioriparius, 324 nucleotides. Lineage: Eukaryota; Viridiplantae; Streptophyta; Magnoliopsida; Poales; Poaceae. The record is from the annotation of a GenBank genome assembly.